This is a messenger RNA of Petromyzon marinus (sea lamprey), 2081 nucleotides long. The record is from RefSeq and is a predicted model, not a curated record. NCBI's taxonomy places the organism in Eukaryota, Metazoa, Chordata, Hyperoartia, Petromyzontiformes, Petromyzontidae.
CAGGCGAGUGGGAGGACACGUGUGGCGAGCUGCAGCGCAUGCUGCUCGUGCGCUCGCUACGGGCGGACCGCGUGCCCGCGUGCGUCACGGCCUUCGUCGUCAACAGCCUCGGGUCAAAGUUCGUGGAGCCGCCCGCGCUCGACUUGAGAUCAGUGGUGGAGGACUCGACCCCGCGCACUCCGCUCAUCUUCGUCCUCUCCCCCGGCGUCGACCCCGCGGGUCUCCUGCAACAGCUUGCGGAGAGCGCGGGCAUGGCCACUCGCCUGCACACCCUCUCGCUGGGCCAGGGACAAGCGCCCCUCGCCACUCGCCUCGUCCACGAGGGCAUCCGCAAAGGCCACUGGGUCUACCUGGCCAACUGCCACCUGUCGCUCUCCUGGAUGCCGCAGCUGGACAGGCUGGUGGAGCGCCUGCAGGCGGAGGAGGCGACACACGCAGACUUCCGCCUGUGGCUCAGCUCGAGUCCCCACGCGGACUUCCCCGUCUCCGUGCUCCGGGCCGGCAUCAAGAUGACCACGGAGCCGCCCAAGGGCCUGAGGGCCAACAUGACGCGUCUCUACAGCCUGGUGACGGAGCCGCAGUUCUCGUCACGUCCCCAGGCCUACCGGCGCCUCCUCUUCGCGCUCUGCUUCUUCCACAGCCUCCUCGUGGAGCGCCGCAAGUUCCGGCAGCUGGGCUGGAACGUCGUCUACGGAUUCAACGACUCCGACUUUGAGGUGUCGGAGAGCCUGCUGAGCCUGUACCUGGACGAGUGCGAAGAGGUGCCGUGGGACGCACUGCGCUACCUCGUCGCCAGCAUCAGCUACGGAGGGCACGUGACGGACGAUUGGGACCGCCGGCUGCUCACCGCUUACAUCGGGGGCCUCUUCUGUGAGCAGGCGGUGAGCGCACCCUACUACAGGCUGUCGUCGCUGGAGUCGUACUACGUGCCGCGCGACGGGCCCCUGCCGGCGUACCGCGACUUUGCGGCGCUGCUCCCGCACGCCGACCACGCCGAGGCGUUUGGCCAGCACCCCAACGCGGACGUGGCCGGCCAGGCGGCCGAGACGCGCGCCCUGCUCGGCACGCUGCUCGGCCUGCAGCCGGGAGCCGGCGACUCCUCCGGCGACUCCUCCUCCGGCGACGCCGACGCCGACGCCGACGCCGUGCACGGCCAGCGUGCCGGGGAGGCGGUGUUGUCGCGCGAGGACAAGGUGCUGGCGCUGGUGGCGGACGUGGCGCUGCGCGUGCCCCCGCCGCUGGACGUGGAGCGCUGUCGCCGGCAGCUGUCGGACGAAGCCCCCCGCUGGGCUCCACUGGGGGCCGUGCUGCUGCAGGAGAUGGGGCGCUACAACGCGCUGCUACACACCGUGCGCUCAUCGCUCUCCGACCUGGAGCGGGGGAUCCGGGGCCUGGUGGUGAUGUCGGCCCACCUCGAGGAGACCUUCAGAUGCAUCCACGACCUCCGUGUGCCACCCUCCUGGACACGGGCGUACCCGUCGCUGAAGCCGCUGGGGGCGUGGACGCGGGACCUGGUGCUCCGUGUCGGCCACUUCUCCCGCUGGGCCCAGACGGCCCGGCCCCCGCUCCUCUUCUGGCUGCCGGCCUUCACGCUCCCCGCCGGGUUCCUCGCCGCCGUGCUGCAGGCCUCGGCACGGCUCAACGGCAUCUCCAUGGACUGCCUCAGCUGGGAGUUUGUGGUGUCCACUGUGGAAGACAACAACAUCCUGGUCCCUCCCAAGGACGGGGUGUGGGUUCGGGGCCUGUACCUGGAGGGAGCCGGCUGGGACCGCCGGGCGUCUUGCCUGGUGGAGGCCGAGCCGAUGGAGCUCGUCUGUGCCAUGCCAACGGUGCACUUCAAGCCCGUCGAGAACAAGCGGAAAUCCGCCAGGGGGCUGUAUUCGUGUCCCUGCUACUACUGCCCGGACCGUGCGGGCAGCCCGGAGCGGCCGUCCAUCGUGCUGGGCGUGGACCUCAGAGCGGGGUCACAGCCCGCGGACCACUGGGUCAAGCGUGGCACCGCACUGCUGAUGAGCCUGGCCAACUGAAAAACACCACCACCACCAUCACCACCACCACCACCACACCACCACCACCACCAC